Messenger RNA from Caenorhabditis sp. 36 PRJEB53466, 2256 nucleotides. NCBI's taxonomy places the organism in Eukaryota, Metazoa, Nematoda, Chromadorea, Rhabditida, Rhabditidae. The record is from the annotation of a GenBank genome assembly.
AUGACCGUAACGAACCCUGUAACUGCCACUUCUUCAAUUUCAAAGAAGACAACAACUACCACAGAAGCACCACCUCCACCGCCUUCACCUCCCGUGUACAUGCUCAAAAUUGCAGCUAGGAAAGGGUUGAGGAGCGUGAGUGACUGGACACUUCUGAAGAGCUUUAGUCACUUUAGAGUCUUCGAGGAAUACCGCCGGAGAAACGGAAAAAGCAGUUGAAGAAGAUGGGAAAUAUGAUGAAAGUGGAGGUGAUUUCGAAGAGUCAGUCGAAGAAAUUGCACAACACGUACCGAAAAGUGAAUGUUUCACAAGAUGCGCCUGCGUUGGAUAUGUUCGAAGUGAACGAGCGGGCCGGACUGAAUGACUAUCUGUUCCAGGGAGAUAUCAAUUUGGACGAGUGAGUAUCAACAAACAUACUUCUGAAAAAGAUCGGAUUAACUUCAGAUCUCAAAUAUCUGAACUCACUUCGACUUCAACAAGUUCCCGGAAGAAGAGACAGAUUCAGAAUUCGGCAAAAUUUUGGCCCAAAAACAUUGUCUACUACUACUUUGACAGUGGAUUAGGUGCCUCUUUGAAUUUCACAAAUGGUUCUCAUCGUGAACUAUUCCAGGUACAAUCAUGCAGCAGAUUGUGAAAGAUGCGAUGACGUUUUUGGAAACGAGAACCUGCAUCACUUUCAAAGAGAACAGUACGGCCACGAAUCGGGUGAAGGUGAGCCGAAUAUUGAAUACUUACAAUAUCAUACAAUUUGAAGAUUAUCAACGGAGUCGGAUGCUAUUCGAGUGUCGGAAUGCUCGGAGGGGAACAGACGCUUUCGCUGGGAUCCGGAUGCGAACUGGUGAGUGUGAGUGCCACGUGGAAUCCUAUUGCAUCAUCAAAUUAGGUCGGAACAGCAGCUCACGAGUUGUCGCACACUCUGGGAGUGUUCCACUCUCAAAUGAGAUCCGAUCGGGACGAUUACGUGACUGUGGACCUCACCGACGUCCCCUCUUCCUAUCAAUCCAAUUUCGUAAAGUUCACAACUGCCACAUCGACCAACUUGGUCUCGUACGAGUACGGAAGUUUCAUGCAUUACGGAGGGAGGGCGUUCGUCAGCACUGGAGGAGUUGAUUCGAUUGUUCCGAAGGAGUCGUUGAUGAUUUACACGAUGGGCGGCCGGAUUGUCACUUUCAUGGACGUCAAAAUGUUGAACAUUCACUACUCUUGCACUUGUGAGUUCUGUUCUGAAACUACAUAUUAUCGGUUAUUUUCAAGGCAACACAACGUUGAACUGUGGAAACGGCGGCUAUGCGAACCCGGCCUCGUGCAACGAAUGCGUCUGUCCGUACGGCUUCGGAGGAACUCUGUGCACUCAGAAGGCCAAUUACACGUGUGGAAGUGUGCUCACAGCCACCGACACUUGGAAGCAAGAGAAUUUCACUUUUGGAAACUCUUCGAAUUCUGCGACAGCUAGAGCGAGCUUCGUUUAUUGCAAUUAUUGGAUCAAGGUUUGCAUUUCUCGAAGGACGUGCACUAAAUAGUGGCCGUGGCCUAGAAUAUAACCUAGGAUCUUCAUCAACAUACAACUGGUUACCUAGUUUAGGCGCCAGUCGGAAAGUCGAUCCAAUUUCGAAUAGACUCUACCUACAACACUCAAUGCGGAUACGGAUGUACUUUCAAUGGAAUCGAGCCGAAACUGAAAACGGAUCAGACUGUCACUCAGACACGGUAGCCAGUUUGAGCUUGAUAGAACUUGACGGCUCAUUUCAUUUCAGUUACUGUUGUGACGAGUUCAACGGAGACAUCCUGACUGCAGAAGUGAAUCCCUUGCCCGUAUUCUCUUACAACCGAUAUUACAUCACUAAGUACUCGUUCUCGUAUCGAUAUGGUGAGUGUGUGUGUGUGUGUGUGUAGCCAAACAGAAAACAAUAAUAUCUUACAGUGGCCUCGAACGCGAAACUUGCGCCGAUACAGCCGAUAAGGACACUUGCACCGCUCUGAAAUCGGCGAUCGAUCAGGGAUGCAGUGUUUACGACCAGGCACAGCUGAAAGUGAUGUGUGCUGCGAGCAUGGAUCUGUGCGGGAAGACGGCCGAUACAGACUGUGCAGAUCGGUUUUCGACUAGCCAGUGAGUCGCCGAAUCGGAAAAACUGGAUGAUCUUUAUUUGUUUCAGAUGUUCAACGUACUCGGCGAACGGAAUGUGUUCAUCGCAAACGCCGCUCGUUUCAGAGUUCGUUUGCGCUGCCACCUGCGGAUUUUGUAUUAAUCCUGUCUAA